AUGAAAAUCUCUGAAGCUGCGGGGGAAAAUGGGUCGUCCCAUAGAGUCGAAUUGGAUAUAAAUAUGGCCGUUGAUCCCUCCCUCAAGGACAGAACUCUUCACUUCAUUCUACAACACAAACAAUCAUUUCAAUACCCUUUUCAGCUUCGAUUCAUUCCUUCAUAUUGAAGCUUGUGUGUCAUUCCUUUUGCACACAUAUCCAACUACUACAACUUUUCGGUUCGACAACCACUUCAAUACACUCCCUCUUUACAAAAGCAUUUAACUUGCUUCCCACUUUCCAAACCUUCAAAAUGUUCACCACCAUCGCUGCUCUCCUCGCUGCUUCUGCUGCUUCCGUCUCAGCUGUUGCCGUCCCCCGCGGUAACAGUGGAAGCGCCAGCGUCACCCCCCACGAGCAAUACUCCUCCUCCGUCGGUGUCCUGGGCUGCCUGAUCAACACCAACCGUGUUGCCUACUGGCCCAUGGGCGUUGGCUGCGACAACAUCUGCGUCAAGGUCACCAACGGCGACCGCAGCCUCAACCUCCUCAAGAUUGACCAGUCUGGCGGUGCCUACGACAUCUCCUAUGAUGCCUGGAACUACCUUGGCUUCGGCGAGGGUGCCGAGCAGGACCCCCACACUGGCGGCGGCAUCGCCAUGAACUAUGAGUUUGUCGAUGCCAGCGAGUGCGCUGAUCUCAUGCACGGCGGCAAGUUGCCUCUCUCUGCCUCCAACAGCAUGAACUACGUCGCCAGCUGCAUGAGCGAGCCCAACAGCUGGGUCAACAAGAACCACCAGCUCAUCAACAUUGCCGAUCCUCUCUGCAAGUACGGAUACGACGAGACCUGCACUCUGGAUCUCAACGUCAGCAACCAGCCUUCUUGCCCUCACACCCUGGGUGCCCAGGUUGCUUACUCUGGCAAGGGCGUCACCAACAUUGCUUACGGCACCGGCAAGGCUGAGGCUGCUGCUUAAGUUGUGAACAAUUGAUUUGGUUCUAUACGUAAUAAAAAGUCCAUUAUGAAUUCUUUUGACACAAUUGACUUACUACUAAUGACUUGCGUGGCUUGUGAAGC
This is a messenger RNA of Trichoderma harzianum CBS 226.95, 1057 nucleotides long. RefSeq lists its product as hypothetical. The coding region runs from base 294 to 956 and encodes 220 amino acids. The transcript is spliced from 3 exons. The record is from RefSeq and is a predicted model, not a curated record. NCBI's taxonomy places the organism in Eukaryota, Fungi, Ascomycota, Sordariomycetes, Hypocreales, Hypocreaceae.